AGCGCCGGCAGCCGAGGAGAACAAGCCCGACAGCUGGUUAUUGACCUGGAGACUCGAGGGAAACAGGCUUUUCCUCUCUUCCUCUCGAUCCUGCGGGACACGGGGCAGGGUGACCUCGCGGACAUGCUGACCAAGGAGUGUGAAUUCCCACCGGCGCCGCAGCAGCUGGUGGAGCUGAGGCCUGUGGAGCUGGAUGUACGCAGAGAAAAGCCUCCUCAGAAUAUGAACUUCCCCGAACGUUUGUCUGUCCCAGUCCAAGCUGAGAGCGAAAGACCUCAAAGGCCUCCUGCAGCAGCCCGGGGUUCAGCUGGUGACAAGAGGAACCACGAUCUGGUGUACGAGCUGAAAGGGGACCCCUGCGGACACUGCCUGAUCCUCAACAACGUCAACUUCAGUAGAGACUCGGAUCUGUCGACUCGAGAAGGCUCCGACGUGGACUGCGAGAAGCUGGAGAGGCGUUUCAGGGCCUUGCGCUUCCACGUCCUGACUCGGCGAGAUCUCAAAGCUCAGGAGAUGGUUUCAGAGCUGCAGAGGCUGGCACGGCGGGACCACAGCGCCUUGGACUGCUGCGUCGUUGUCAUCCUAUCCCACGGCUGCCAG
Molecule: messenger RNA, 600 nt
Organism: Antrostomus carolinensis (chuck-will's-widow)
Lineage: Eukaryota; Metazoa; Chordata; Aves; Caprimulgiformes; Caprimulgidae
Product: caspase-9-like
Exons: 5
Biological process (GO): apoptotic process; positive regulation of neuron apoptotic process; proteolysis
Cellular component (GO): cytoplasm; cytosol
Molecular function (GO): cysteine-type endopeptidase activity
Source: RefSeq, a predicted model, not a curated record